Molecule: messenger RNA, 7926 nt
Organism: Galleria mellonella (greater wax moth)
Lineage: Eukaryota; Metazoa; Arthropoda; Insecta; Lepidoptera; Pyralidae
Gene: px
Exons: 27
Coding region: 309-7559 (2416 amino acids)
Source: RefSeq, a predicted model, not a curated record
CGCAAGAUGGCUGCCAAUUUAUGUGAACGCAAGGACAUGUAGAAAAGUGAUAUCCGUUUUAGUGAUAUUCCGCUUAUAUUUAUGAUAAUAACUUUUUAAUUAUCUCGUUUUUGUGUUUGUGUUAUAUAAAAGUUUUCGUGCAAUUUGUUAUGAGUUAUCGAUGGUUGUAAAGUCAUUUGUGCAAUAUUGCGUUGGAUGUCUUACAAAAUGUUCUGUGUUGAAUUGUGAUUAUAUAUGCAGUGAUUAUUCUUUUUGGAUCGCUAUGACGCUUGUUGUUGGAUGAUAUCUGUUACAAUAGUGUAGCGGCCAUGGAGAAGGCGAAGGCUUACAUAAAGAGCUCGCUGGGCGCGUCCAAGCCGGCGUCCCCGUCGCUAGAGAAGCCGCCCGCCGCCGCCCCGCCGGCGGACGACGCGCGCGUCUGCUUUGUGUGCGGCGGCGCCGGCUUCCCAGACCACUAUACCGUACGAGUCAAGCCAGACGCCCAGAGCCUCGAGCCGUACUUCCCGUUCCUGGGUGCGCACGCGCCGCCAGCCGGUUACCGGCCCGAGGGCGACGAGGAGGGCACGGUGCGCUGUUGCUGCGUGUGCUACACCUUCCUGCGGCAGCAGUGGGAACAGUACGACAGGGAGAACAAGCCGCACAGCCAACGUUUCUAUUGGAUGAAGAGGCUCGACGGGAAACCGUUUAUUGGCGCCGACAUGACCUUCCAAGGUGAGUACGCGGCACAAGUCCUCGGUCUGCCAGGAGAGACGCCGGCGCCGUGCUCCCCGCGGCCCGGCUCCCGGCCGGCGUCCCGAGCGUUCCCCCUGGACGCGCCCGCGCCCGUUCCACCCGAGCCCUACAGGAAGGAGGAGAAGGAGACCAACCAUGUCACCAAGUUUAACAAUCAGCGGUACGUGAGCGGUGGCGGCGGCGGCGGUGUAGAGGAAGAGGGCGUAUUGGACUUGAGGGCGCGGGAUCCUUCCGUCAUCUCCGUCGGCUCGCAGCAUUCUGGCGCGUCCGAGCCCGCCGGAUAUCUCGACGCAGUCAGAUCGACCGUGUCGGUGUAUUCGGGCAACUCGAACUCGAGCUCGGACCGCGACAUCCUCGACCUGUCGAUGCCGGACAAGAACUCGAUGACGGAGGUGUGCUACGUGUGCGGCGACGAGUACAAGCGCGGCACACUCUCUAACCUGCACACCAAAGAGCCCAAGGACAAAUCGAACAAGCAACCGUACUUCCCGAUCUUCGGCGAGCAGCACCCGCGGCCGCCGCGUUCGCGGCCAAAGGACGCGCAGGGCACCGUGCGCGCGUGCGCCGCCUGCCUCCACCACCUGCUGCAGCAGUGGAACACGUACCAGUCCCGCAACGUGGCGCCAAACGAGCGGGUGUACACUCUCCGUACGCGGCCACCGUCGCUGCUGCCUCCGUCACCUUUGAGCCUGGCGAGUUCUGGCGACAAGUCGCUGGCGGCGCACACGCACUCGCCGUCGCUGGAGCGGCCGGCGAGCCAGCCGCAGCCGCCGCCGUCCACCGCCAGCUUCGUGUGCUACGUGUGCGGAGUCAGCGCGCCCAGCUCGCAGCUCCGGCUCGUCUACUGCUGCUCCAACCCGGAGCGGGAGCCCUACUACCCCUUCAUCACCACGCUGAAGCCCCACCCGGACGCGAGUCCGAUUAGUCCACAGGGUAUGGUUCAAAUUUGCGCGUCGUGUUAUAAGACUAUCCCCCUGAAGUACCCAGCGUACGGGGAGAAUGGCGAACCGAAUCCAGCGCAUAACAAUUCACAUUCAAAUAAUAUUAGGUUUAAGCCGUACGACAUGAAGUCUAGUUCGAGUCAAUCAAGCAAACGGGCGCCGAACACGCUCGCCGGCAGUCCGCAGGGCCAGAUCGUCUCCGGCGAGAAUGGCAUGGGCCUGUAUAGGUGCUACGUGUGCGCGGGCCUGUUCCCGCAGCAGUCGAUGGAGUGGCUGUCGACGACGGCGGAGUACAUGAACUCGCACGCGAUGCACUUCCCGUGCCUGGCGUCGUCGGCAGCCGGCGCUGCCGGUGGCGGCGGGGCCGGCGGGGCCGGCGGGGCCGGCGGCGGCGCGGCGGCGCGCGGCGGCCGCGUGCUGGCGUGCUCGCGCUGCGUGCGCCACCUGGCGCGCCAGUGGGAGCUGCUGGACGCCGAGCGCGUGCCGCUCGAGCACCGCAGAUAUAAUAUACCUUCACCGUUACCGUCGAAUUCAUCGAUGAACGGCGAUCGAGUGAUACCCACCCCACCUUCAACCACCUCCGAUAGAACUGUUGCUAGUAAUAGUGCGUGUACAUCAAUAUACUGUUUCCUGUGCGGGCUGCACUCGGACUUCACGCUGGCGCGGAUACUGUACGGCCAGCCGCAAGGGAACGCGCCCUACUUCCCCUGUCUACUCACGCAUCAGAGUCAUCCAAACGCGGAGCAGUUGCGUGAGAACGGCUCCGCGCUAGUCUGUACGUUUUGUUACCACUCGUUGCUGAGCCAGUGGAGGCGGUACGAGGCGGCGGGUGGCUGUGCGCCCGAGCGGCGCGUGUACAACACGCACGACUACCACUGCCACUUGUGCGGCAUCAAGACCUACCGCAAGAGGGUGCGGGCCUUGCCUAUCAAGGAAUUCCCAUUUUUAAUGCAAAGGCGGACUGAAAAUUCAUUAUUAUUAGAAAAUGGCGACUAUGCCGUAGUAUGUUUAGAUUGUUAUGAAAGUUUAAGGACGCAGGCGCAGGACUACGAGCGGCGCGGCGUGCCGGUGGACAAGCGCGAGUACAACUGGCUGCAGCAGCCGCCGCCGCCCGAGGACAGCGCCGACGUCACCAUCGCGCGCCUGCCCUCCGGCGACCGCUCCGACAAGCUGAUCCCGCAGUCGCUGGUGAUGUCUCGCAGCUCGUCGAAACGCAACAGCCCCAAGCAGCCGGCCGCCGCGCUCGCUGACAGAAGACUGACGCCCGCCAAGGUCGACAAAGCCGAUCAAGGCGUGAGCGCUAACAAAAUAGCCAAACGGACCGAGCUGGCGCCCAACAAGGGCGGUCCGUUCGCCGCCGCGCUGCGCACCCUCGCCAAGAACGCGGGGCCCGACGGCAAGGACGGCACCGCGAGCGGCGCGCCCACCCCCGACCGGGAUAAGGAGAAGCCCCCGCCGGCACCGACGAAACGCGCCUCGCCACACCACCUUCCUGCUAGCGGAUUUCAACCUUAUAGACCUGAUGAUAGACUAUCCCACCCGGCGGCCGCGUCGUUUCCACUGCUGGAGCCGACGUAUGCUGUCGGCUCCCCGUAUGGCCACCCCGGUCUCUACACAAGCGCAGCGCUGCAGUACAGAUUAGCGGCGGAGGAGCAAAUGUACCUGGAGCGUGUAUUCCGCGGCGGUGUCGGGGUGGGCUGGCUGCCGCCGUACGCGCUGUACCCGCCGCUGGCGCCGCCGCUGCCGCUCGUGUCGCACGCGCCGCACCCGCCGCACGCGCCGCACGCGCCGCACGCGCCCCACGCGCCGCACGCGCCGCACGCGCCGCACGCGCCGCACGCGCCGCUGCAGGCGCACCACGCGCAGCACGCGCUGCACGAAGAGCGCGAGAAGGAGAUCGCGCUGCAGCGGGAGCGCGAGCGGGAGCGGGAGAGGGAACGCGAACGGGAAAGAGAGAGAGAGCGCGAGCGCGAGCGGGAGCGCGAACGAGAGCGAGAGCGGGAGCGGGAGCAGCGCGAGAAGGAGCAGCGCGAGCGCGAGCGCGAGCGGCUGCAGCGCGACAAGGACAGCCGCGCGCGCGACGAGCAGCGCGCGUACGCCGCGCUGCAGCACCCGCUGCCGCCGCACCUGCUGCCGCCGCCCGCCUACCCGCUGCCGCGCGCGCUGCAGCCGCCGCCGCUGCUCUACCGGCCCUACCGGCCCUACGCGCCCUACGAGCCGCGCGCGCCCGCCGCGCCGCCCGCCACGCCCGCCGCGCCCGCCGCGCCCGCCGCGCCCGCCGGCGACGCGGCCGCCGCCGACGGCACCGACGAGCCGCGAGCUAGACCGAGCAAACCAGCAUCCCUGACCACACCAAAGACGGAACCAGGAGAGAGACCUCCAUUGCCUCCGCCAGAUCCACCACCUAAAUCUGCAGAGCCAUUCAAACCAAUUGAAGAACCCAACAUAUUCCUUGAAAAACCGUCGUUUGUCUCACCAAAACCAAUAUCCCAUUCACCUAAAAUAUCUCCUUCAUCUAUACCGAAUCCAAGUCCAAGUGUUACGACCAACAAACCAGUGGAACCGGGAUAUUCAAACUAUAAUAAUUACCUAUAUUCAAUCCCUGGUUAUUCAGCUUUCCAACCAGUUUCAUAUCCGGGUAUAGUACAGCCAAAUCAAGCACCACUAUCGCAAACCGAAAAUAUUAAGAAGGAAUUUGUGACAUUUCCCACAAUUUCGACAAAAGAAACGCCGAGUGAAGAGAAAACAAAUGACAAUCAAGUGACAGAAGAUGUAUGUAAUGUUAUCCCUAAAUCUGAGGUUAACAAGUCCCAAACAGAUUUCGAAGAUCAUUUUACUCCUGAAAUAAUACCAGCAGUUUCUAUUACUGACAUUAAAACUCAAACAGCGGAAUGUAAAAUGAGUAUAACCUCUCUUGCUCAAGGUUCUGGUGCAACUGUUACAAUACCCACACAAGUGCCCCACGUUGCACCAGUAAUUAAUAAUGAUAAUAAAAAGAAACCAACAGAAAGAUUCAGUCUGAAAACUAGUAUACCGAUUAGUAAAAUUGACAUGAAGUGUGUUAAUAAUCCACCAGAUGCUGUAUUUCAGAACUCGAUAACAAAAAAGACCAACACUCCAUCGUUUCAAGGUCAGAAACUUGACAAUUCUUCGAGAGUUGAUAUACAAAGCAAUAUUGUAAUAAAAUCUGCUACAAUAGAGAUUGAAAAUAAGCCGGAAAUUAAACCAAUAACGAGCGCACCAAAUAAUAGUAUUAGUACAUUAAUUAAUGCAGCGGAAGCUAUCAACAAAACAGAAACUCAGUUUCGAAAACCUGAACCCAAAGAGGUAAAUGAAAUUAAAGACCCUUCUCCCUCGUUUACCCCUCAAGUUUCUACCGCUGUUACAAGACCAAUGUUUAAUCCUAUAAAUAUUGAAACUAGCAAAUCUAAUUUUUCAAACAAACCACCAGAGGCAACUUAUACUGAACAAAAGAACCAAAUAUUGUUCAUACAAAAUAAAAAUGCCUCCAAUCCAAAGAUGUUAUUGACAAUACAACAACCGAAUCCUCAAGUUUUGCUACAAAGAACAAAUUUCGAUUCAAAAAACAUGCAAGCUCCUUCACGAUUGUCAAGUCAAACAAAAAAAUCUAAAGACGAUAUUGUUAACGAAAAUUCAUCUUCGUCUAAAGUGGUGGCUUUAAAACGGCUGCACCAGGAAAACUGUGACGAAAAUGACUUCGAAAAUUUGAUUACUGAAAAUCAAAUAUAUGGCAACAAGAUAGUCGUGAAGGAGAAAUCGCAAGGUACUCAUCAAGAACAAGAUUUAAAGAAUAAAAUAAAAAUUGACAAAAUACAGACUGAAACUAAAAAUGUAGUUUUACAACCAAAUUUUUUAUACCUGAGUAAUGUUCAAUUCCCUGCUAAUUUAAUGAUGAUAAAAAAUAAUACAAAAGUAAACCAAAGUAACGAUUGUAAUAAAAUUAAUAAAAUUACAUCUAAUGAAAAUAAGACGUUGCAUGAUAUUAGUACAACCACUAAUACUUCUGAAGCAAACUCAAUAACAAAAAACAUAAAAACACAAACUAUCUCGGCAAGUAAAGAAAUACAUGUCUUGAAGUCAAGCAAUAAUGUUUUACAGACUCUGACUAAUAAAAACAACAAGACUGACAUAGUUUUUCAAACAAACCAGAAAGUUAUUAUGAAUCCACAGAUAGUCUAUCAAGUGCCCAUGAUCGUUGAUGCUGAUAGUAAAUUAAAUCAAUCAUUUGUUAAUAGGGACUAUCCAAAGUUUAUAAAUAAUAAUAAAGAAUAUCCCAAGCAAUGUGAUCAAACAAAACAGAAUGAUAAACUAUUUAUAGCCUGCCCUUACCAAAUGGACUCUAAAUUACAACCAAAAAUUGUUAUUACAAAUAUUAGGCACAAAAUUGCCAAAAUUGAGGAAGUUAGUUCUUUGGACAUGUAUGAAAAACGAAGGAGAAUCAGAAGAUUAAAAUAUUUAUCUAACCGGGAUUCAAAAUAUCAAAAACCUGAUAUAAAGAAGGUUCAAGACAAAGUAGAUAAUUUAAAAAAUAUAAUAACACCAGAUAAAAUGAAAGCUGAAAUUUACAAAGAGUUCGCUAAAACUAAAGUUAUUAUCGAUGAUGAUAGUAGUGAUACCGAUAAUGAUUUUGGGGAAGAUGAACUUAAGGAAUAUAAUUCAAUAAUUAAAGAUUACAGUAUACAAAGUGAUGAUCAAACAGGGAAAAUUGAAUUUCUGUCAAAUUUCAGUUUGACUACACAUGAUAUGUUUAAAGACAAGAAACUAGAACUCCAAGAAAAAACUAUUAGUAAGGACGCUGUAGCGUCCGCGUGCAUAGCAGCGGGACGUCUAGAUCGACUAUGUAAUGAAGAUUUACCGGUAGACGUUUCCAAAAAACCAACUGAUGUCUCUAUCGACGUUGAUACCCAAAGCUUAGACAAUAACAUAGUAAAGGAGAGUCCAAUAACUUCAUACAAAAAGCAAAUGUUCUUAAACCAAUUGAAGCUAGUGCAAGUGUCACCACAGUACAAAGAAGGAUACGAAAGAACGUGGCGAGAAAUAUUGAAAGAGAGAAAUAGAAGAAACGGUGUUCAACAGGCAGGAAUGCUAAAAGAAUGUAAAAUAUCAAUAGAACCAUUGGAUUUAGAUCCCAAUUGUCAGCUGCAGUUAUUAACCGAAAUAAAGAAUAGCGUCAAUGAAAAUAACAACCUUAUUAAGAUGAGGUUAGAUUCCUUUUCGAGUAACGGAGACGGUGAAAGUAUAAGAGUACUAGCUGAGAAGAACUUUUCAGAACUCAAUCGUCUAUCAAAAAUGGCCGAUAGAAGCGUUAAAAUUUUCAGCGGGCAAGACACAAGGAAGAGAGAUUUAACUCCCGGUUUUGACAGCGAGAACAUGCAAAAACGUAUUGUAAAUUUACAGCAGACGUUUCAGAAUUAUCCCGCAAUAAAUAUACCGAACAUAUCCAAGAUAAUAUCGUUGAAGUCGACGCCGGAGCAGAGCACUGCGCUGUCGACACAGGCGACGUCGAUGGACGAACCGGAAAGUUCAGCAGCCGGCGUCAUAGAAAUGUUUGUGGAUACCGAUAUUGAGAAAACGCAUAACUUCAGUUGUCAAGUCGACGAUGCAUUCCCGUGGCCUGGUAUAGAUGUCAUCAUGAAGAGCUACAGAGAAUUUGAUGCAGCGAGAAGAAAAGAGAUAGCCGAACUGCACAAACGCAAUACGUCACUGCGAGUGGAAAGCGCGCACAUAACGAGGUCCGCAUCAAGGGACUCCGAGAGGGCGCGCGCGUUGCUCGCUGAACGUCAGAAUUUGGCUGUGGAAGAGAAUAACCUGAGGCUCUCGAUACAGCGGCUGACCGCUGCCGUCGAGAUGAUAAGGAACUGUUGAUUCCCUUUAAUCAUGAGUAAUAUGGAUACCGAUUCGAUAUCUAUAUAUAUUGGGUUUCUCUGGAUAUUGAUGGCGGAUGGUCAUCACCUAUUUCGAUAUCGCCCAUAUAUCGGUCGGCUAUCUAUUUUCGAAUAGAUAUCCGACCUGAGUCCUUAGGAAUGGCAACGCAUGGGGGAUAUCAUGGGCGAAACAGUAUACUCUGUUAUGUCCAUGGUAUUGCUCAUGUCUAUAGGCGACGGUUACCACUUUCCAUCAGGUGGGCCGUCAGCUUGUUUGCCAUUCUAAGUUGUAUAAAAAAAAAUGUUAAAAAUCUGUUUUCCUAUAUUAUUUUUUGAAUAACAGACUUUUAAAAUAUUCGUUUUCGUGC